Molecule: messenger RNA, 2049 nt
Organism: Ilyonectria robusta
Lineage: Eukaryota; Fungi; Ascomycota; Sordariomycetes; Hypocreales; Nectriaceae
Product: major facilitator superfamily-domain-containing protein
Exons: 5
Coding region: 203-1858 (551 amino acids)
Biological process (GO): basic amino acid transport; transmembrane transport
Cellular component (GO): fungal-type vacuole membrane
Molecular function (GO): basic amino acid transmembrane transporter activity
Source: RefSeq, a predicted model, not a curated record
CACCGAGAUUCCCACCCGAUUCCUUGUUCCUGGCUUCCACGGGGUUUCUGCCCUGUACCGUGCCGACGGCCCGAUAAAUGCCCUCCGGUCAUCUCUCGCUUUAACCCUUGCAGACAACCGACUUCUUCACUUCUGGCGCACCGCUCCGUGCUCGACGAUAAGAUCAAUUUCAGGCGCACUUUCGUCCUUUCACCACUUCACCAUGCGCGAUCCUCCAUCAAUCUCGAAUUCCAGGGUCCUGGAUCCCGAAUACUACCAAGGAGCUACCGACACACUCGACACGCCGGAGCCAGCGUGCGAGGAUCAGCCGCUUCUCCGUGCUCCUGAUGAGGUUUCGUGGAAGGCUCCGCGCGGGUUUGUCUGGAUCCAGCUAGCCAUCAUGUCCAAUGUUUUCCUGUACGGACUCGACAGCACCAUCACAGCCUCGACCUAUGCCGUCAUCAGCUCCGAGUUCGGCGCGGCCAACACGGCAUCUUGGUUGACCACGUCGUAUCUCGUUACCAGCACGGCGUUCCAGCCUCUGUACGGCCGGGUGUCGGAUAUCUUUGGGCGCCGCUUGUGCUUUUUUAUUUCGACCACCACCUUUGCAGCCGGGUGUCUUGGGUGCGGUGUUGCAAACAACGUCGUCUUUUUGAAUUGUAUGCGAGCCUUGACUGGCUUUGGUGGAGGCGGUUUGAUGACUAUGGCAACCAUUGUCAACUCAGACAUGAUCCCGUUCCGCAAGCGCGGCAUGUACCAAGCUCUGCAGAACGGCAUCUACGGAUUCGGGGCCGUAUCCGGGGCGUCGUUUGGAGGCACCAUUGCCGACCGCAUUGGAUGGCGAUGGUGCUUUCUGCUCCAAGUUCCCAUCUCCAUCAUGGCCUUUGCCAUUGGUGCGCUCGUUGUAUCAAAUCAGUCAGCCAGACUCUCUCUCGACAACGGGCUCGGGGCUGUUUGGAAGCGAGUCGACUUUGUUGGCGCCGUCGUGCUCGUUCUAGCCGUCUCUGUUCAGCUCGUCGGUCUCAGUCUUGGAGGGAAUGAGCUGCCCUGGGGAAGCCCGUGGGUCAUUGGAUCUCUAGUCGGCAGUGUUGGUCUAUUUGCUCUGUUCAUGCUGGUUGAGUCCAAGACGACUGCGAUUCCCAUCAUCCCUCUGCGCCUGCUUCAUGGCAGACUUCCUAUCGCUACGCAAGUGACAAACAUCUGUGCUGGAAUGGCAGCCUACGGCUACCUAUUCAUGCUUCCAUUGUUCUUCCAAGUCGUUCUUCUAGACUCAGCGACGACAGCUGGCGCUCGCCUCGCGAUCCCCUCGUUGGCGACGCCGAUUGGAGGCGUUAUUGCUGGUCUUGUCAUGUCUCGCUGGGGUAAAUUGAUUGCCCUCGUGCGCACCGGGGCUAUUCUCAUGGCCUUUGGAAAUGCCCUGGUAACAUCUUUGGGGUUUGAAGAUUCAACCUGGAAGUAUUUCGUCUAUGUGUUCCCUGCAAAUCUGGGACAGGGUAUCAUCUACCCAGGAAUUCUUUUCACCUCGUUAGCUUCAUUCGAUCAUGCUGACCAUGCGGUCUCGGCCUCAACUGUCUACCUCAUUCGCUCACUAGGUACCGUCUGGGGUGUCUCAGUCACUUCCGCCAUUGUGCAAACUACGCUCAGCGUCCGCUUGCCGGACGCUCUGAGCGAGGUACCUGAUAAAUGGAGAAUUAUUGACGAGAUUCGCCAUUCAGUGGAUGUCAUCCGUCACCUACCUCCUAACGUGCAGCUCAAGGCGCGCCUGGUGUACUACGAUGGACUUCGAUAUGCCUUUGGAGCCUCGACUGCGGUGGCCUGCUUGGGAAUAUGCGCCGCUCUCCUUGCCAGCGGAACUGGUCUCCGGACAACCCACAAAUAGACCUGGCCGCCCAGGAAUGGGCAAUUUAGUACUAUGUACAAGAAAUGGAGGGAUGCCAUCCAGCGAGCGAUGGAGUACAGUUGUCAACGCACAGGCGUGAACAUCGAGCUCGACGCUCAACCAGUGUCCUAUCAACUAGGACGCUUCGAGGAAAUUUCACGGCGUUUAAAAGCAGUAGAAUAGAAUAAAUU